GAUUUUUAACUUGCAUGACAGUUUGUUUUACGUCAACUAAUCAAAGUUUUUUUAUUUAGCCUAUAUAUGACUACACCAAUAUUGCCUGGUUAUCUUUGUCCGGAAUGUAUUGUACGGUUUCCGUAUGCCGAAAAGUUAGAAGAACAUUGGAAAAUCUUUCAUAACCUUUCUGUUAAUGAUAAACCAAGAAGCUAUCCAUCUCUUCGCUACGCUGCUAAACACAACGGAAAAAAUGCAUCCUCAAAUAAGUCGUCGCAGAUGCUUCACAAUUUUAAAACAAGACCAGUUAACAAGUAUGCUCCCCAGGUGUGCCAUCUUUGUCGUAAAAUGGUUUGGAACUGCACCAAAGUUUGCUCAGGAUGUAAUUUUACAUGUCAUGUUGAAUGUCAGCCAAUGGUUCUCAAACAUUGCUUGACACUAGAAAUGAACACAGCAAAAAAUCAAACUCAGGUAUGCAAGCCUCAUAUAUUUUUGAAUUCUUCAUCUGAAGCAUCAUCGAGCAAAGAAAUAGCAUGCAAUGAUUGCGAACUAGAUUUAACUUACAUAACAGAUCAACUUAUAGCUCUGACGUUUCCAUCAAACAGCUUUGAGAAAUUGUACAAAUCUGGCCUAAUAGAUGUUCUGGCCUUGUUACGUAAAAAACAUUGUGAGCAAUACAAAAUCAUUAACGUCUCAGAAAGACGUUACGAUCUUCUUCAAUUGCAUUCUGAAAAACAGGUUUUAGAUUGUGGUUGGCCAGAUCAUUUAGCUCCCCCGCUCGAUAAACUGACGAAAAUUAUUCAACAUAUACAUGGAUGGAUGCAAUUAAACAAAAAAAAUGUGGCAAUUAUUCAUUGCAAGGGAGGCAAAAGUCGCAUUGGAUUAAUUGUAGCUGCUUACAUACAGUUUAGCAAAAACGUUCCGAGUGCACAAAUUGCUUUUGAAUGGUUUGCUUUGGGAAGAUUUUACGAUGCAAAACUCGAUGGAACAUUACAGCCGUCUCAAAAACGAUAUGUUAAGUACUUCGGCAUGUUAUUUGAAAAAAAGCUGAAGAUUAAGAACAGGAUACUACAUUUAAAUGCAAUCAUCAUUCACGGCACACCAUGUUUUAAUGAAGGCUUAACGUUUCAGUUCUGCUUAAAAAUUUAUCAAGGCUACCAACUUAUACACACUACCUCCACACACAAUAUUUCAUCUGACUCAAAGCAUGUGUGCUUUUUAACCCAAAAUACAAAAGUACAAGGUGACGUCAUGAUAAAAUGCAUUCAAAAAGAUGCUUCGAUAAAUACUUUAAUUUUUCGAGUACAAUUUCACACUGAUGCCGUUGAUAAUUGUGUCAGUUUAUUUGGAAAAUAUGAUUUAGACGAAGCGUUCUGUGAUGCCAAAUUUCCAGAUUCUUGUUGUGUUGAACUUGUUUUUUCUCCGUCAGAAAAAGAUGAAGGCGACCACAACAAAGAAAGAAGUAGUCGGUUUUGCGUCCAGAGACAAAUAAACAAACCCUCAAAUGAUCAAAAUAGUUUAAAAUUGAUUAAUUAUUCACUGCCUGUUCGAAGUGGUAUGGACAAUGAAGAAACAUCAUUAGGAAUUAUAAAUGAACUAGAUUUAUUGUUACGAGAACUAGCUUCUUCCAAAGCCAAAUCAGAUAAAAACGUAAAAGAGAAUCAGUGUGAUGAUCCUUGCGAGGGUUUUUACGAGAUAAAAACAGCGCCAAUUUAUAAUAAAGUAAAAUGUAGUUUUAAAAGUAGCUCUAAACUCCAUCUUCCUUCAAAAUUUCAAAUUUCAAUUUCAAAAAAUGGAGAUGCGUCAACUUUGGAAUCAUCCGGCAGCGCUUUCAAUAAAAUAUAUCGGAAUACAAAUAAUAAUCAACUAGAGAAUUCUUCUUUAAAUUGGAACUCAAACAAUAACGAACCAAAAAUUCCUUCUCUAAAUAACAAUUCUUUUCAGGAAAUUGAAGACAAAAAAUGUGAAAAUGAAAUUUGUGAGCCUUAUUUAUCGUUUGGUAAUAGUUUAGAAGAAAAAGAAAAAAAUGAAAUUGUUCCAGGUACAGUUGCUACGAGAGUCAACGUACUGCGUAACGUUUUUUACGCCGAUAAAGAAUGUAUUAAAAAGAUAGACGCAACUGUUUCUGGAAUUGAAUCUGAAAGAGAAGUUGUUGGAAAAGUUGCACAAUGUAACUCUCAACCUUUAACAGUUAACUCUUGCAACACUAAAUUCAAUGUUGGCUCUUGCAACUCCAAUUGCGAUCUUGGCUCAGCUGAUAGUGCUGCUAAAAUCAGUUACAAUCAAACGUUAAAUUACUUAUCAGAGGAUAGUAAUAGCUUGAUAUCCAAUACGUAUAAUGGCAAUACUUAUUACAAUCCUAAUUCUAAUAAAGAAAACGAUAAAAGAGAUUCAGACAAUUUUGAUAUCUGCGACAAUUAUGGAGCCAUUCUUGACGAUGCGCUAAGAAGUGACAUUGAAAGCUUUAAAUCAGAGAGUUUUCCAUGCACGGAUUCGGCAUACGGUGAAUCUAUGAGAAGUUCAUCUUCAUCUCCAGUACUUUCUCCUUUAAGUAACGAAGAAGAUGCUGUCCUUAAUCAACCAUUUACGCACGGGAGAGAGUCUCCGAUAGAACUACAAGAUGAUUCUUUUUGGAUACAGACAGAUUCAACAAUAAAACAUUUUCCUGAAAAAAAUAUGGAAAAGUUUGUAUGUGACACAAGAAAUUAUGCAAUUGAUACGAGAAACUACGCAAUUGAUGAUCAGUCAUUAGCAGAAGGGAAUCUUAAAAACAUUGAUAGAUCUAAAAAAGAGUCCGGAACACUUACAGGAUCUAAAAAGCAAAACAGCAACCAUGCUUCGCUGACAAUUGUUGAAGAACGAAUUCAACCGUCAUAUGUAUCUCAAGAGGUUGCAAGUUUCAACGACGAAAUUUUUCAACAUUUAAUUGAGUUCGAAAAAAAAAUGUACGAAACGGAGCCGCCAAAGACUUUGCAACGAAUCCCAAAAUCUAAUGCUAUUUUAAAACCGUUAAACAUAAAAAAUGAAACAAUGGUGAAUGAAUAUAAUCAACGAAAUGCUAUGGAAAACAAUGCACUGGAUAGCUCCAAGAUAUCUUAUUUUCCCAAUGCAACAAUCAAUAGGACAAUAGAAAACGAUAGAAUAAAAGUAACAGACUUAAAUGAGAAUCAACCUCAUUAUAAUACUGAACAAAGAGGUUUUGUAAACACUCUUGAAUAUAAUUCAGAUUUAUACCCAAAAUCACCAGAAUUAUACAACGCAAAACAGCCAGAUUUAAAUGGCACAAAACAAAUGCUUGUAAAUGGAACGAUAAAAAAAAAUAAACUACAAUUUGAUUCUAAAAGUAUUUUUGAAAGAACAAAAGAACCGUCUUUUGAUCAAUCUAACUCCGGCGAUAGUUCAUUUGAAAGUGAGUCUGGCUCCAGUCCAAAAUCAUCUAGUAGUGCAGUUGAUAGUCCUAAAUUACCACGUUUUCCUCGAUCAAUUAGCAACCUUUCAGGUCAACAAUAUUUAAGUGGAAUUAAAGAGAGAAAAACAGAUCUACCAUUUCAUCAUUCCAUAUCUGCAGAUAGCGCGAUUGGUAGUGAAUGCAGCUUCAGCCCAAAAUCACCCGAUAGUCCAAAGUUUAACACAAUACGAAAUAGAAAGUACCGAGGUUCUGGAAGUAGCAAUUCGUCCACAUCUUCCGCAGAACUUUUUCUCGAAGUAGCGCGAAACACUUCAGUCAAGUUUGAAAAAGACACAAAAAAUUUGUGGUAUAAGCCGCACAUAUCUAGAGACGAAGCCGCUGAAUUACUUCGAGACAAGCAACCUGGUUCGUUUAUUGUACGGGACAGCAAGUCUUACCUAGGAGCCUUUGGUUUAGCUGUAAAAGUUGAUGUGUUGCCAAUAAAUAUCAUUAAGCAAACUGGUGGUGAUUUGAGCAAACUAGAUAUGAACAACGAACUUGUCCGGCAUUUUUUAAUUGAACCUUGCAAAAAAGGAGUUCGUUUAAAAGGUAGCACAAACGAACCAGCUUUCCCAAGUUUAGUUGCUCUGAUAUACCAACACACUUUAACUAAAAUGGCAUUACCAAUCACCUUGGUCAUAAAUGAAGAAUCAGAUUCUGUUGAUGGUUACAAUACACACACAUCUACAAUAACUGAAUCACAACUCCUAAUAAAGGGAGCAGCAUGUAACCUAGUAUACCUAGGUAUAGUUAAUGUAGAAUCUCUGACAGGUGACGGUGCUGUCCAAUAUUCUAUGAAUAAAAUUAUUGCUGCCGGUGUCAAUUUAAAAUCUACUAUCGUUAAUAUCAAGGUCAAUCAACAAGGCAUUACACUUACUGAUAAUAACAGAAAAUUAUUCUUUCGUCGUCAUUACCCAAUGGAACAUGUCUUGCACUGCGGAGUCGAUCCAAAAGACCGCUUAUUUAGCCUUAAAGCAAUUGUUCCUAAUUGCGAUAAAGAAGUUCGGACAUUUGGUAUUGUUGUACGCAAACCAGCUAAGCCUCAAGAAAAUGAAUGUCUUAUGUGUGCAGAACUUGACCCAGACCAGCCAGCAUCUGCAGUCAUAAAUUUUAUACACAAAACUAUGCGUUACUCACAAGGAAUAGCUUAAAUAUCAGUGUCAUUCGAACUGUACACGUCAUCGAAGUACUUCGUGCACAUAUAAAAAUAGAAUUCAGUCAUUUUACAAAUGAUGAUUUUUAGAAAUGUCUUCGUUCUAAAGAAGAUAUUAACAAGAGCUUAAACAAAUCAUCUAAGAUCGUAACUGAAGAUUGUCAACACGUCUAAAAAUUAAAUUAUACAAACUACAAAUUUUACGUAGAGAUAGAAUAUAUCAAAACUGCAUAUUCGUUUUUUUAUGUUCUUAAUGUCUUAUAUUUUUAUGUUCUUAUUUUUAGAGUUAACUUAAAGUAUUUAAAAUUUUGUAAAUUACUUAUAUUUAUAUUUUAUCUUUUAUGAAGACUCCUAUUUGUUUC
Molecule: messenger RNA, 4942 nt
Organism: Hydra vulgaris (swiftwater hydra)
Lineage: Eukaryota; Metazoa; Cnidaria; Hydrozoa; Anthoathecata; Hydridae
Product: tensin-1
Cellular component (GO): focal adhesion
Molecular function (GO): protein binding
Source: RefSeq, a predicted model, not a curated record